AUGGUGUCGACGGAAAUCAGCGACAAGCAAGCGCUGUCCAACACCGUGCUCCAAUGUGACUCUGAAAAGCGGUCGUCCACAACUAGCCUUAGAGAUGAGACUCCCCAAGAACCCCUAACGGGAAAUGAGAAGACGGUGACGGUCUCAGAAGAGGAUGGCGGGGAACAAGAAAAGCACGACAAUGGCGGCAUAAGCAACUACUUUCGUAUCUACACUUACUGCGAUCGUUUGGACGUUGUCCUUUAUGUCGUCGCCGUCACGGGAUCCAUCCUCUCAGGAGCUGCACUUCCAUUGAUGACCAUUGUAUUCGGUCAGUUCACUACCGAUUUCGCCAAUUUCACGAGCGGCACCGAUAGCAGCGUCACUCCACAAGAGUUUCGCGACAAUGUGGACGAUUUUGUUCUCUGGUUUAUCUAUCUUUUCGUUGGCCGCUUUGUCAUUUCCUACAUUGCCACAGAAGCCGCGUCAGUGGCAGCGAUCCGCGUCACUCGUACUAUCCGCCUGACAUUCUUGGAGAGCGUACUUCGACAAGAGGUAGCGCAUUUCGAUCGCCCCAUCGGAUCCAUUUCCGCCCAGGUUACAACGAAUGGCACUCGGAUCAACCACGGCAUCGCCGAAAAGCUGGUCAUUUUGGUUCAAGCAGCAUCCUUGUUCGUCUCUGCCUUUGUCGUUUCAGUGGUGGUCCAGUGGAAGCUCGCUCUCAUCACCAUGAGCAUCAUCCCGCUUAUCAUUGUCACCAUGACCCUCAGCAUCACCAUCGAUGCCCGACUCGAAGCACCCAUCGUUCGGUUACACUCGCAGGCCGCCGCCGUCGCACAAGAAGCUCUGAGUUCAAUAAAGACGAUACAUGCAUUCUGGGCCCAUGAGAAGCUCGUCAAGACUUACGACAAGUUCCUGACUGCGGCACACAAACGGGCCAACUGGAAGCGUCCCAACACCUCCAUCGGAAAUGGUAUCUUUAACUUUUGCAUCUUUGGCGGCACCGCACUAGCCUUCUGGCAAGGCUAUCGCAUGUACGAAUCUGGUGAGAUUGACGGCGUCGGCGAAGUGCUUACCGUCGCACUGUCGGUCAGUUUGGGAGCUACGGCGGUAUCGGCUAUCGCUCCACAACUGGCACAUAUAACCAACGCUUCUGGCGCGGCAGCCGAACUAUUUUCCAUCAUUAACAAGAAAUCAAAGCUAGAUCCACUUUCACCUCACGGCGAUCGGCCUCCGAAUUGCGGGGGCGAUAUUGAGAUUCGCAAUUUGACGUUUGCAUAUCCCACGAGAUCGUCUAUCAAGGUCCUGGAUAGUCUAAACCUAUCGAUUCCCAAGGGCAAAACGACGGGUCUGGUGGGAGCCAGCGGCUGCGGAAAGUCGACAAUUGUCGGUCUGCUCGAGCGAUGGUAUGAGCCAAACGCAGGUGAGAUUCUUCUCGACGGCCGAGAUGUCGCCGAAUACAACAUCAAGUGGCUCCGCAGCACGGUUCGACUAGUCCAGCAAGAACCGGUCCUCUAUCGUGGAACAGUGUUCGAGAACGUGGCCAAGGGUCUUGUGGAUGAUCAACUUGCUUUACCUCCGCACCAGCAAUUGGAAUUGGUCAAGUCAGCCUGCGAGUUGGCCAAUGCACACACUUUCGUGGAGGAAUUGCCGCAUGGUUAUGAUACUCAAGUUGGUGAACGAGGUGGGAUGUUGAGCGGCGGCCAGAAACAACGGCUUGUCAUUGCGCGCAGCAUCAUAUCCAAUCCCAAAGUUCUACUUCUCGAUGAAGCCACCAGUGCGCUCGAUCCUCGAUCAGAGAAUAUCGUCCAGGACGCAUUGAAUAAGGCGGCUAAAAAUCGCACGACGCUCGUCAUCGCGCACAAGCUCUCGACAAUCAAAGCUGCCGAUAAUAUCGUGGUUCUGUCAAAAGGCCGGGUAGCGGAACAAGGCACUCACUCCGAGCUCCUCGCCAAGGGAGGAAUGUACGCCGCUUUGAUCCAUAACCAGCAGCUCGGUGACACCAAAGAAACCCCUGACGAGGAUGGCGGUGCUGUGAAUGAGGAGAAGGUCGCCGUCGAGGAGGCCGUCGAUGUCAACGAGGAGAAAAUGGAGCUUUCGACAGCUGUCGAGACAGCCGACACAUCUUCUCCUUCCCCAACAGCAGGCACGCUCAACUAUUCGCUUUUCCGCUGUCUCUUCAUCAUCGUUCGAGAGCAAAAGGAUAUUGGCUGGCACCUCGGCCUUCUUCUGAUGACAUGUUGUGUCAGUGGUGGAGCAUUCCCUGCCCAAGCCGUGCUCUUCUCCCGGCUGAUUGACGUCUUCACUUUAACCGGCUCGGCGGCGAGGGAAAAGGCCAACUUCUUCGCCCUUAUUUUCUUCAUCUUCGCCCUCAUCAACAUGUGCUCCUACUUAAUCAUCGGGUGGUCGGGGAUUCACGUCGGCCAAGUCAUCGUGCACCGAUACCGUGUCGAGAUUUUCCGCCGCUUACUGUAUCUCGACCAAGACUUCUUCGACAUUCCCCAAAAUUCAUCGGGGGCACUGACAUCGAAACUCUCACUGGUGCCGGAUUCCAUUAACGAACUCCUUUCCGUGACGGCCUUUUUGGUCCUCAUCUGCUUUAUCAACAUCGCCGCCUCCUGUACCUUGGCGAUAGCGUCUGGUUGGAAACUCGGCCUUGUCGUCGUCGCUGCGGGCAUGCCCGUCCUAAUUGGCUCCGGCUACGCCCGUACGAAGCUCGAACAGAAAUUCGAACGGGAGACGAAUGAGCGGUUUGCCGACACGGCGGCUCUGGCCACAGAAGCAGUCACAUCUAUCCGCACCUUGGCUGCCCUGACGCUUGAACGUCAGAUUGUUGACGAAUAUCGUAGCUCGCUAGAUCACAUUGCCAAAUCUGCCCUCUAUACCAUCAGUCUGACCUCGCUCGGCUACGCACUAUCCCAAUCACUCGAAUUUCUGCUCAUGGCAUUGGGUUUCUGGUAUGGCUCUCGCCUGCUGUCGACGGGGGAGUACAGCGUCACGCAAUACUACACCGUCUUCAUGGCCGUUCUCUUUGGCGGUCAAGCUGCAGGCCAGAUUUUCGCCCACGCCACCUCGGUUGUAAGAUCUCACUGGGGAACGAAUUGGAUCCUAUGGUUACGCACCCUCAAUGCCACGAUCCAAGAAGAAAAAGACAACGCCGAUAAGGGCCCCACCGGCGACGGUUCGCUCUUAGUCGAGGACGUGGAAUUCCGAUACAAGCAACGAGACGCCGCUCGCGUCCUUAACGGCAUGAACAUCCACGUCCCACCCGGAUCGUACGUAGCCUGCGUCGGGCCCUCCGGAUGCGGCAAAAGCACCCUUAUCGCCCUCCUGGAACGUUUCUACGACCCUUUGUCCGGGCGCAUCACCUACGGCUCAUCAGAUAUUAGACUCUACUCACCUCGUCUCUACCGCAGCCACAUCUCUCUUGUGCAGCAAGAACCAACACUCUACGAAGGCUCGGUGCGAGACAACAUCAGUGUCGGCGUCGCAAACGAACCUUCCGACCAGGAAAUUUUAGAGGCCUGCCGCCAAGCGAAUGCGCUGGAUUUUAUCACUUCCUUACCAGAGGGUCUAGAUACCCCAUGUGGCUCGAAGGGACUGCAAUUCUCGGGCGGACAGAGACAGCGUAUUGCCAUCGCGAGGGCCUUGAUCCGGAACCCGCGCUUACUUCUUUUGGAUGAAGCAACUUCUGCGUUGGAUACGCAGAGCGAGAGAGUAGUGCAGCAGGCUUUGGACAAAGCAGCAUCGUCGAGAACGACCAUUUCGGUCGCACAUAGGUUGAGCACCAUUCGUUACGCGGAUAUCAUCUUUGUUUUUGCGAAUGGGAAAGUUGUGGAACGGGGUACACAUGAGGAGUUGCAGCGGCUGAGAGGACGGUAUUGGAAUAUGUGUGUUGCGCAGGCGUUGGAUAAUAGUAGGGUUACGGGGUGA
Rhinocladiella mackenziei CBS 650.93 is the source of this 3912-nucleotide messenger RNA. RefSeq lists its product as uncharacterized. Lineage: Eukaryota; Fungi; Ascomycota; Eurotiomycetes; Chaetothyriales; Herpotrichiellaceae. Gene Ontology annotation, cellular component: membrane. The transcript has 7 exons. The record is from RefSeq and is a predicted model, not a curated record. Gene Ontology annotation, molecular function: ATP binding; ATP hydrolysis activity; ABC-type transporter activity. Gene Ontology annotation, biological process: transmembrane transport. The coding region runs from base 1 to 3912 and encodes 1303 amino acids.